Messenger RNA from Lactuca sativa (garden lettuce), 1817 nucleotides. The record is from RefSeq and is a predicted model, not a curated record. NCBI's taxonomy places the organism in Eukaryota, Viridiplantae, Streptophyta, Magnoliopsida, Asterales, Asteraceae.
AAUCUAACCGGUUCAACCUGAUUUGGACUGAGUUGGUUCAUACCCGGUAUUGGAUCCAGAACCGGCAAUUCCACUUCCGGUCUUGUCAAAUAUCCGGGUACCCGACCCGGCUCUAUAUGUAUCUUCUAAUUUGAGUUUCCCUCCAUCCCGAUUAGCGGAUCCAUUCUCGUGCCAAAUUAUGACGAACGAAUUGUGUUCAACUGUGCGAAUCCGCGUACUCGAUUUCCUCAUCCAAUCCGCUCAACAACUUGAAGUUCCUCCCGUUGUCAAGUACUCUGCAUUAUCCCUCUUUGCCGAAAGAUUCUACCCGAUUGUCUCCAGAUUUGAGCAGGAGAGCACUGGACACUGGCUUUUACAACCAGUAAGAGAAAGUAAUCUUCAGCUGUUUUCUCUUAUUGCAAUAUGGAUCUCAAGCAAAAUUGAUGAUUCUCUUCCCUUAUCGGUAAAAAAGUUGAAAAGUCUGGCAGAUAAGAUAAUACAAGAGCAGCAUUAUACAACUAGAGAUUUUGCAGAAGCUGAAGUGAUCUUCAUGAAGGUCUUGGAUUAUGAGAUUGGUACAUCAGAUAUUGUCUUCAGGUUUCUUGAAGACCUAGUUAUUCAGUUGAAGGAGGUUGCAACAGUUGGGGAGCAUUUGGAUUUUGAAGUAUGCAUGGACAUUAUGGAUCUUCUUUACGAAAAGGAGGAGACUUCAACUCUUUAUAAUUCUCCUCAUUCUCUUGCUGCAUCAAUUCUGGUUGCCUCGUAUGUGAUCACAGUUCCUAAACAAAGAUGGGAGUUUCCUAUUCUUCCUUGGGGUGUGCGGAUUUGGAUUUGCAGGGUAACGAUCCAAAUUCUGGGUAUUCAAAGAAAUAAGGGAAGUUGGGUCAAGAGAAAAUGCUUAUGUUGCAAGGGGUAAUCGGGUUACCUCUUCAUACUUUCCCAAGGGACUAUUAAACCCGACAAAAGUCACUUUAUGCUCCUAAAAAGCAACAAAAAUAGUUUACGGACCGAUCAAACCACUUCUUGAAACUUCGUAGGGCUAGAUUGUCAUUUCCCCUUAAAACUUUCCUGUUUCAUUUCAUUGAGUUAUUGCAUCAAAGACUUUGUGUGCAUCCUCAUGAAAGUCGAUUGGAGGAGCAUAGCAAUAGCAAUGGAUUUUACCGGAAAAAGCCUUGUUGCGUGGUGCAACGAUGACGGUAAGACGCAUUGACAAUAGGUCGUUGGCAAUAGCAGUAAAAGUAACCACUAUACACUCUUCACAUCUAAAAACCGGUGGUAGGACACAUUGUAGCUGUAGUUUAGUGGGGCGUUAAAAAAAACUUGUGGGAGGAGGCAGUGAUGAAGACGGUCAUUUUGCUGGAGGUAAGAGUAAGAGACGCCAGUGGGUUUGACGUCAACGACAGUGGCAGUGGUGGUGGGCAUCGCCAUUGGUAGAAAGAAAAUGGUAGAUGAUUGUUUCUCUUAAAAAACUGGUGGUAGGAGGUAGCAACUUCGGCGAUAGGAGGCGGCAAUGGGAGAGGGAGGAGACAGUGGUGGCUCCGAUUUCUGCGGUAGUGGUGGGUAUCAAGGAGUGAUUUUUUUUAAGCAAAUCUCGAUGGUUUCGUAUAUAUAGCACGAAGAUGUUUGAUUUUUUUUUUUUUUUUUUUUUUAUUAUCAUCUUUGGCCUUUGAAGCAUAUUUUAUUGCAUUUUUAGUGCCUACAAAUGAAAGUGAUUUUUGAAAAAAAAAAGAUAAUAAUAAAAAAAAGCAAUACGAAUAUACGAUAACCUGAGUUUUAGAUCUCAAUACUCACUAAAAUGAGAAUUUACAGUGUCUCUUACAUUCCUUCAAAUAAAUAAU